Diabrotica balteata is the source of this 1002-nucleotide messenger RNA. The record is from the annotation of a GenBank genome assembly. Lineage: Eukaryota; Metazoa; Arthropoda; Insecta; Coleoptera; Chrysomelidae.
AUGCUGGUUACCGAUCCAACCAGAGAUAACAGCAUAUUGGAUUAUAUUUGUACUAAUUUACGUCCAGAUAUAGCUGUGUGCAAAGUUAUUCCCUAUUUUUUAUCAGAACAUGAUCUCAUUUUAUGUGAAUUUCCCCUUAAGAAUCCACCUUAUACGGUCAGAUGGAGUAGGAUUUUCAGCAAAAGUAAUUUUGACAGUGUCGAGUUGCAAGCAGAGUAUCAUGUUAUGAAACAAAAAUCAAAUGUUUCACUGCAUAUUGUGUUUUGCCAAGUUUGUAAAAGUGAUAUUGAUAUUUCUAACAAUGGUCGCAGUAAUAUUAAACAACAUUUGUCAAAGAAAACACACAUGUGGGCUGCUAAUGCAAACUCGAAGAGCAGCAAAUUGGAAAUCUUUGUUAAAGAAGAAAAUUUAGGUUCUGCAAGUAUGUUGAUUGCUGUCAAGGAAGGUACUUUUGCUUACCAUACAAUUAAGCAAUUGCAAAGUUUUAGAUCCUUAGACUGCACGUCAAAACUAAUUGUACGCAUGUUUGAACCUAAAUUUGCGGCAGCUCGAACCAAGACUGAGGCGAUUAUAGAAAAUGUUUUAGCUCAAGAGGCUCAAUCCCAAUUAGAAAUUGACCUUCUAAAAGCAAAUUUCGUUAGCAUCAUAAUGGAUUCGUCGAAUCAUAGAGAAAUUAAAGUUGUGCCCUUAAUGGUAAGAUAUUUUGAUAGAGAAAAUGGUGCCCAAGUAAAAUUACUUCAGCUACGUGACUUUCCUGGUGAAACAUCAGAGCAGUUAAAAGAUUACGUGGUCAAUAUUUUGAAUCAUCACAAUCUACUACAAAAAUGCAUUGGAAUGUCUGCUGAUAAUACAAAUACAAAUUUUGGUGGAAUAAGUAGAAAAGUACUGAACAAUCUAUUCAGCAAAUUAAAUGCUUCUCGUGGUAAACUCGCGAUUGGAAUUGGUUAUGUGGCACUAUUUUUAAUAACUGUUUACAAAAUUCGACGGACGUCUUACCCAUAG